Messenger RNA from Lasiosphaeria miniovina, 1176 nucleotides. RefSeq lists its product as uncharacterized. The record is from RefSeq and is a predicted model, not a curated record. The transcript has 2 exons. Gene Ontology annotation, biological process: signal transduction. Lineage: Eukaryota; Fungi; Ascomycota; Sordariomycetes; Sordariales; Lasiosphaeriaceae. The annotation marks the transcript as partial.
AAGUCGGAGAAGAAGGCGAGCCACAAGCGCAGUGUUGGUGACCUAGCGAUGCACAUCGUUCACCCGGCAAAGCGGGACAGCCUCAAGGACGAGGACCUCCAGUCGCUCGUCCGGCUGUGCGGCAAGAGCAUGCUGUAUCUGCCGUCCGAGUACGCCCCUAGCUCGCUGGUGCUCCCGACCUGUUUCCGCGCCACGGCUCAGUACUUGGUUCAGCACGCUGCCGAUACGCGGGGAGUAUUUCGCAUCCCGGGCUCAGUGCGGGUGGUGGGGUCACUCUACGACUAUUACUGUGCCGAGGGCGACGCCAACGAGAUAUCAAGCACAAUACGGUGCCCAAACCUGCCGCAGCACAUCAAGGCCGGGACCCACGACGUGGCCUCGACGUUCAAGCGCUUCCUCUCGGGCCUCCCCGGCGGCGUUCUUGGCUCUUUGGCGCUGUUUGAUGCCUUGGUCGCUAUCCACAGCCAACUCAAAGGAGAUCCCGAAUUCACCAGGACAAAGCAGACUAAGCUCAGAGCGAGACUAAUUGCUCUGGCUAUUGGCAGUGUCAAGUCUCAGUUCCGCCGCGAACUGAUCUGUGCUGUUUUCGGCCUCCUCUGUCUUAUCGGCCGUACCGCUGAGAAGGCACCACGCGAGGACGAGCAUGGCAGGCCCCUGCCAACGGCUGACUUGAUGGGCUACAGCGCCCUCGGCAUCGUGUUUGGCCCUCUACUGGUGGGCGACCUGCUCAACUCGUACACGAUGAAGCUAGCCGAUCCCACGACGGGUCUGAUACUGUUUCCCGUCACUCCGCCCUGUGCAAAGCGGGAGCGGCGCCGGAGCAGGGCUGUAGACGAGACCAACCCCCGAGCUCUGACCGUGGACAAGAUCCACGUGGCAAAUAGCAUCACCGAGAUGCUCAUCACGCACUGGCGGGACGUGGUUAAGCAGAUGCGGAGCCUCGGGGUGCUAAAGACUAACAUGGACGGGCCAACCCUCGCGGAAAUACAGCAAGACAUACAGAGAGCGUCCCUGCGCCCUUCGGCUUCCGAGUCCUUUGUUAUAAGAAAACCGGCAGAAUGGAGUGCUCUGCGACCUCCCUCGGCGCCAUUUGCCAUGAGCGAGUCCCCGGCUCCCCCGAGCCCGACCCCCGAAGCCCGUGAGUGCGUCCCGAAGUCUGCUCGUCGUUUAACUUGA